GAGCUCCGAAACUUGUCCCUCUCUGGCCAUGUUGGAUUUGACAGUCUUCCUGACCAGCUGGUCAACAAGUCGACUUCUCAAGGGUUCUGUUUCAACAUCCUGUGUGUUGGUGAGACGGGCAUCGGCAAGUCCACGCUAAUGGACACUUUAUUCAACACCAAAUUUGAAAGUGACCCCGCUACUCACAAUGAACCAGGCGUCCGGUUAAAAGCCAGAAGUUAUGAGCUUCAGGAAAGCAACGUCCGGCUGAAAUUAACCAUCGUGGACACUGUGGGAUUUGGAGACCAGAUAAAUAAAGAUGACAGCUACAAGCCCAUCGUGGAAUAUAUCGAUGCGCAGUUUGAGGCCUACCUACAAGAGGAAUUGAAGAUCAAGCGGUCUCUCUUCAACUACCACGACACCAGGAUCCACGCGUGCCUCUACUUCAUUGCCCCGACUGGGCACUCCCUGAAGUCCCUGGACCUGGUCACCAUGAAGAAACUGGACAGUAAGGUGAACAUCAUCCCAAUAAUUGCAAAAGCUGACACCAUCGCCAAGAACGAAUUGCACAAAUUCAAGAGUAAGAUCAUGAGUGAACUGGUCAGCAACGGAGUCCAGAUAUAUCAGUUUCCCACAGAUGAAGAAACGGUGGCAGAGAUCAAUGCGACCAUGAGUGUCCACCUGCCAUUUGCCGUGGUCGGCAGCACCGAAGAGGUGAAGAUCGGCAACAAGAUGGCCAAGGCCAGGCAGUACCCGUGGGGCGUGGUGCAGGUGGAGAAUGAAAACCAUUGUGAUUUUGUGAAACUGCGGGAGAUGCUGAUCCGCGUGAACAUGGAAGACUUGCGCGAGCAGACUCACACCCGCCACUACGAGUUGUAUCGGCGUUGUAAGCUCGAGGAGAUGGGGUUCAAGGACACUGACCCUGACAGCAAGCCCUUCAGUCUUCAGGAGACAUACGAAGCAAAAAGGAAUGAAUUUCUGGGAGAACUUCAGAAGAAAGAAGAAGAAAUGAGACAGAUGUUUGUUAUGAGAGUGAAGGAGAAAGAAGCUGAACUUAAAGAGGCAGAGAAAGAGCUCCACGAGAAGUUUGACCUCCUGAAGCGGACGCACCAGGAAGAGAAGAAGAAAGUGGAAGACAAGAAGAAGGAGCUGGAGGAGGAGGUGAACAACUUCCAGAAGAAGAAGGCGGCUGCCCAGCUGCUGCAGACCCAGGCCCAGCAGUCUGGGGCCCAGCAGACCAAGAAAGACAAGGAUAAGAAAAAUGCAAGCUUCACAUAAAGCCUGGCAAGCCAAGGAUGGUCCCGCAUUCACCUGCUUUUGCAGUAAUACUGUAUCGCUGCCAUCUGUGUCCGUUUUUUUUUUUUUACCUUUCCCCAGAUACCAAUAACUCUUAACUCAUUUUGCUGAAUGUUGUUGGGUGCUGGAAAGUGAUAGAACAAGGGAAUGACAGCAAAAGCUCUGUGCAGCGGGACGUGGCCUCUGGAAGUAAAUGAGUUGCCUUUCAUGCCUGUUCUGAGUGGCGGCAGGAAGCAUGCCUGCUACUUGUAUGUUGCUUUGGACGGAGGGAAGGAGGGUAAAUUGCUGCACGUUCAUCUGACAGGAAAACUCACCGCCUCAGCAGCUGAACCAUAAACCUGAAUAUCCAUGACAACUUACUGUUUUUAAUUAUUCAUGAUGGCAAAAGCCCUGAAUUCACUCUCUGUCUCUUCUCCACACCCACCCCAAACCCAAGAUAGCUUUGCAUGUAGGCAGGCCGGUGGGUAAGCUGUAUGUGACUUUUAAACUUGCACGGAUUGCUCAUUGUUAUAAUAACAUUAUUUGGUCUGGGUUGUGGGUCUGUUCAGACUGACUGUCUCUGCUUAUGGCUUUAAAAAUGUGUCUGAACCCCUAUCUCUCAAAUUCUGGCCGAGUUGAACUGUCAGCAGAUCAAGGCUACACUGAUAAAAGUGAACAUACUCAUCGUUUCAUAAUCAGUAAUCUCAAAAGUCGGAUAAAGCAACUUUGCUUAGCAGAAGCUACUAAGGGUGAUAGAAUUAGCAAUCUUUCAUAAACACCGAAAUCUGCUCUCAGUGGGCUGAGAGGAGGACCUAACACCUGAUGCCAGGGACUCGGUACCUCCAAUAACAUUUUUCAAUAAUCAUGAGAAGAAAAUUUUCAGAAAUCCUUCAAAUAAAAAAUGUGUUGUAAAUUGUGUAUCAUCUGGAGCACAAAUUUGAGGGUGACUUGUCAAUUUCGGGUAGAAAUGGGAAGGAACAUCACACAAACCUACAAGUAAAAGAAAGUAGAAAUUCACCUUCACCGCCAACCUCCUUGCAUAGGGUCCUUUUGCUAUUUGGCAAUAAAGGGAAGAAAAAAUAUUACAGCUGGUCUUUCAAAUCCAGUUGUCUUGACGGAAUUUCCUCAACUUUCCUUUCACAAUUAGCUCACCUCCCUCUUCAUGCCAAUCCAUGAAGGUGAGGACUAACCCGUAUGCCAUGACAUAGGCUACCCCCCAUUGUUGUAUGGAAAUGGGCAUAUGUAAUCUUUUUUUAGAUAAGGCUUAUCCUUUCAUCUUCUUGAUUUUUCCCCCUCCUAAUAACAAGAUCCUACCAGCUUUCCCUCUAACUCUAUAGUCUCCUGUUCUUACAUGAAAGACUGCAUUUCUCAUGAACUUGAUGCUUUAGUAUUUUUUUCGGCAUUUUCCUUCUGGACUUACUAGUCCUACAUAAAUAGCAUAGAGUGUCCUGUACCUCCCCUGACACACACACACACACACAUUUUUAGGUCUAUAGAUGAUUCCAGUAAGGAUUAUUUUUCCCUUCUCUUGGUCCUCAGCCAUACUCUUAGGGGAAAGGAAUGGUCUUCCAUGAACUGAUUUGGCUAACGAAGCUGGGACAGAAACUGCAAACGAGGAGCAGCAUUAGUGAUACAGAGACAGGUGUCAGGGUAACUGGGCCAAGGUUUCUGUUUUUGUCUUUUUUUUUCUUCUUACGAUUCUAGUGUGAUGCUGGCUGUGGAGCAGCGGCUAUCGGAUGGCUUGCUGAUUCUAACCACGGGCUGAAUUUGCUCAUUUGCUUGCACCAGACAAAAGCUUGGAUCCUUGUGUUGUAUGCUUGUCCCAACCGCUGCUUGUGUGAGCUUUUCUGUGCUUUGUAACAGAAAACACACUUCUAAAUUCUCAAAAUGCAUCACUUUAAAAUCAUUUUUAGAGCAUCACUAAACCCUCUUUAAAGCGAGCCUAGCCAUGAACGGCGUCCAGCUGACUUUGAUUCCAAGAUUAUUGAUUGAUUUUUUCCCAUUAAAUUUUCACA
This is a messenger RNA of Myotis davidii, 3269 nucleotides long. It is a transcript of the gene SEPTIN11, whose product is annotated as septin 11. Gene Ontology annotation, biological process: cytoskeleton-dependent cytokinesis. NCBI's taxonomy places the organism in Eukaryota, Metazoa, Chordata, Mammalia, Chiroptera, Vespertilionidae. Gene Ontology annotation, molecular function: GTP binding; molecular adaptor activity; GTPase activity. The coding region runs from base 139 to 1257 and encodes 372 amino acids. Gene Ontology annotation, cellular component: cell division site; microtubule cytoskeleton; septin complex. The transcript is spliced from 9 exons. The record is from RefSeq and is a predicted model, not a curated record.